Messenger RNA from Lemur catta (Ring-tailed lemur), 1694 nucleotides. RefSeq names its product 2-oxoglutarate and iron dependent oxygenase domain containing 2 (gene OGFOD2). The record is from RefSeq and is a predicted model, not a curated record. The transcript is spliced from 7 exons. Gene Ontology annotation, molecular function: oxidoreductase activity, acting on paired donors, with incorporation or reduction of molecular oxygen; L-ascorbic acid binding; iron ion binding. NCBI's taxonomy places the organism in Eukaryota, Metazoa, Chordata, Mammalia, Primates, Lemuridae. The coding region runs from base 552 to 1604 and encodes 350 amino acids.
CUCACUGGGGCAAUCUGCUGCAUCGCCUGAGAUCGUGGAGGAGGGGCCGGAAGCACCUGGCAGGGACGCGGGGUAAAUGUCAAGUCCAAGCUCUUCCGCACAGAAACUGCACGAUGCUAGCUGGCAGCCGGCGAGAACGAGGUCGGGCCUCAGAGCUCCGCUGUCCUCAGUCUUCCUCGCGGGGCCGGCUGGUUCUCCCACAGCUCUGUGCAGAAGCCGGGGCGCCGCUUAAGUAAAAGGCCUUGGGGUUCUGAGUCCCAACCGCCGCGUCCUGUGAAGACGGACUCAGCCCGACCGCCUAUCGGGGAAGUGGGGCCGUUAGUCCCCGCCUCACGGGUGGGGAAAUCGCGAGGAGGGACGAGAGCGCUGCGAGCCGGGGAGCAUCAUUUUCCUCCGCGGACCGUUUGUUUUCUGGCCAGAAGCGUCUUCCUUCUUUUCUGUUCUUGGGAAUUUAGAGCGGCCCCUUGGCCACUGGGGCCGUACCUCCCGCGGCUGGGGGCGUACCCGGAAGUGCCUCUACGGAAGCCGGCCGGAAGGCGCGGCGCUUUACCAUGGCGACGGCCGGAGCGUCCCCGCGCUUCUACCGCUGCGCCUGCUUCUGCUCCGAGAACCUGUAUGUGGCGCGCUACGGGCUGCACCUGCGCUUCCGGGGCGAAGAGCAGCUGCGCCGGGACUACGGCCCGAUCCUGCGCAGCCGAGGCUGUGUCAGCACCAAGGACUUCCAGGAGCUGCUGGCAGAGCUCCAGCAGGAGGUGGAGCGACGGCGGCGGCUGGGGCAGGAGUCCGCUGCUAGGAAAGCCCUCAUCGCAAGCUCCUACCACCCGGCACGGCCCGAGGUCUACAACUCGCUGCAGGAUGCAGCUCUGGCUCCCGAGUUUCUGGCCGUGGCUCAGUAUACCACAUCCCCGGGUGCAGACCUCAAGGGCCUUCUCCAGCGGCUGGAGACAGUGUCAGAGGAGAAGCGCAUCUAUCGGGUGCCUGUGUUCACGGCCCCAUUCUGCCAGGCCCUGCUGGAGGAGCUGGACCACUUCGAGCAGUCGGACAUGCCCAAGGGAAGGCCUAACACCAUGAACAACUAUGGGGUGCUGCUAUACGAGCUGGGGCUGGAUGAGCCUCUGGUGACGCCGCUGCGGGAGCGCUUCCUGCAGCCGCUGAUGGCCCUGCUGUACCCAGACUGCGGCGGGGGCCAGCUUGACAGCCACCGUGCCUUCGUGGUCAAGUAUGCACCGGGCCAGGACCGUGAGCUGGGCUGCCACUAUGAUAAUGCCGAGCUCACCCUCAACGUGGCCCUGGGCAAGGCCUUUACAGGGGGUGCCCUCUAUUUCGGGGGCUUCUUCCAGGCACCUGCAGCCCAAACGGAGCCCCUGGAGGUAGAGCACGUGGUGGGCCAGGGUGUCCUGCACCGAGGUGGCCAGCUGCAUGGUGCCCGGCCCCUGGGCACCGGUGAGCGCUGGAACCUGGUCAUCUGGCUCCGGGCCUCUGCUGUGCGCAACCGCCUCUGUCCCAUGUGCUGCCGCGAACCUGACCUGGUGGACGACGAGGGCUUUGGGGAUGGCUUCACCCGAGAGGAGCCUGCCACGGUGGACGUGUGUGCACUGACCUGAGCCUGGUUCCACCCUGUGUGGGAGAGGGCGUGGCAGAUGAGGGCAGAAAUAAACUCCCCGCAGGCCACUGCACUUGUUGGUUCAAAAGGA